Centropristis striata (black sea bass) is the source of this 4022-nucleotide messenger RNA. Its product is annotated as ras-related C3 botulinum toxin substrate 1. Gene Ontology annotation, biological process: regulation of actin cytoskeleton organization; establishment or maintenance of cell polarity; regulation of cell shape. Bases 468 to 1046 code for a protein of 192 amino acids. The record is from RefSeq and is a predicted model, not a curated record. Gene Ontology annotation, cellular component: cytoplasmic vesicle; cytoskeleton; cell cortex. Gene Ontology annotation, molecular function: GTP binding; GTPase activity; protein kinase binding. The transcript is spliced from 6 exons. NCBI's taxonomy places the organism in Eukaryota, Metazoa, Chordata, Actinopteri, Perciformes, Serranidae.
AUCUCCUUUGUAAAAACACAAACCUCUCGGUACAUUUAAUCUUAUUAAAUCCUCUGACUUUUAUAAAAGCCUAAGUAGAUCAUCGCCAGCUCGUUUUGAGGCCGUUACAGCUGGUUACAGCUGGUUAAAGUGUGUGUGGGCGUCGCACCGGAUGCACCAUCUGGUGGCAGCUUGGUUUUUUCCUCUUAGGGGUGGUGGCCGCUGUUUUGCUCCAGAGCUUCCAGAUCAGCAUGGGAAUGUUGCGAGGGAAUCUCUAAACUAAACUUGUGUUAAAGUGCUAGAUAAGUUACUGCAAGUCCCCCCAACCGGCUCUUCCACGUCCCCGGAGCUCCGCCGCACCGCCGCAGCCUGGUAUCGAACCCGCGGUUGGGCCGUUUAACAGCGAUCAACCCGGACAAAGGAACCGAGACUACCGAGCUCAGUUAGCUGGUCCCGGGUUAACUUAGCAUUCCUCUAGCUGCGGCGCAAUGCAGGCCAUAAAGUGUGUCGUUGUCGGAGACGGAGCUGUGGGUAAGACCUGCCUGCUCAUCAGCUACACCACCAAUGCCUUUCCUGGAGAAUACAUCCCCACAGUGUUCGACAACUACUCGGCCAACGUGAUGGUGGACGGGAAGCCGGUGAACCUGGGUCUCUGGGAUACAGCAGGACAGGAAGACUACGACAGACUCCGCCCACUUUCCUACCCACAGACGGAUGUGUUUCUCAUCUGCUUUUCUCUCGUGAGUCCGGCCUCAUUUGAAAACGUCCGUGCCAAGUGGUACCCUGAGGUGAGACACCACUGUCCCAACACUCCCAUCAUCCUGGUGGGCACCAAGCUGGAUCUGAGAGAUGACAAGGACACCACGGAGAAGCUGAAGGAGAAGAAGCUCACUCCGAUCACAUAUCCCCAAGGACUGGCCAUGGCCAAAGAGAUCGGUUCCGUCAAGUACCUGGAGUGCUCCGCCUUGACUCAACGUGGCCUUAAAACGGUGUUUGACGAGGCCAUCCGGGCCGUCCUCUGCCCUCCACCGGUCAAGAAGAAUAGGAGGAAGUGCUCUCUCCUCUAAGACUUCCUUCACUGGAACGGUUACAGGGGAACACAACGCUAGUGGUGAGGGGUGGCUAAAGCUAAAGACAGACACAGGAGAAACACACCAGUAUACACACAAACACACAGACUUCACAUACUUUCCUUCCAAGUGUAGCUACAGCAGUUCUACCAACCGAUUCCAUGAAAAAAAACACAGGAUAGAUAGGGUCAGAUCCUAGACCCUAGAUUGGGGGUCGGCAACCUUUUCGGCACCUCUCCAGUAGCUACCUGUUGCUUUGACAAGAAAGAAAAAAAUUAAAUUUGUCUACAAUUUAAUCCACAUUGUUGUACUGAUUCUUACAUUCUCUAAUUGUACAAAUAUGUAUCCUGUAGGCAGGAAAAACAAUAUUUUAGUCGACUUAAAUGUGCAUUACAGCCUUUGAACAUCUGGCUCUUUGCGCCAUUUUAAAUAAAAUUUUUGCAAAACUAGCUACAACAGAAAAGACAGAUUCCUUUACAAGAACUACCAGAGCUUCAUGAUGAGUGAUUUGCAGUAAAAAAGUGGCAAAUUACUUUCAUUAUAAGGCUCAAAGAUGGAUUUUUCUUUCAGUUUUUUGGCCAAAAAUGUCUCUUUUCAUGGAAAAAAGGUUGCCGACCCCUGCCCUAGCUCGUUCCCAACUACAUAUACUGUAUAGACAACACUAUGAAAUUCUUGAGGCCUUCUAAAAUGGAUUGGAUGUUUUUGUAAAAAAUGGACCGUGGAAUGUUUUCAAUUUGUUCUUCCACUGGUUGUCCACAUUUUUGUUUCUGUUUACAGUCUCGCUUGUCUCGAGUGGAAGAAAAUUUGCCAAAUACAUUCUGCAGAUGUUUUAACAGAAGAGAAAAACUUUUGUUUCAUUGUCUCGAACCUUUUUAAAAACCAUCAGAAUACAGCUGAUAGUUUGUGUUUGUUCACCUUCAUAAUCAACAAGGCAUUUUAUUAUUUUUUGUUUUAUUGGCGACGGCAACUCGUGUCGUUGCUCCGUCAACAAGGAACUUGAAGUAAACAUCUCUACGGGUUCUUUUUGCCUCAAAUUACUGUUCGUGCUGCACAAAUCUCUUAACCCUUUGAUGCACAACAUGGUCUAAAGUGACCCAGUGACAGAGUUUUUAUGUUCUAUAUCUUUGCAAUAAAUCAUUUUCAUUAUUCAGUAUUCCAGGUUUUCCUCAAUCAGUUUGUUUUCGAUCAUCAUACUUCCUAAUUUUUAUGUUUUCCUUUAUUAAUUUUUGUGUCACUACUCUUCUAAUGCACAACACGGGUCAGAAAUGACCCAUAUCCCUUUUUAAGCUAAGUAGCUUGCUAAGCUAACUACUUAGCUAAUGCUGCGUUCGAUUGCACUCGGAACUCGGAGAGAUCCGAGUUGGAAAUUCCGACUUCCGAGGUAAAUGCGUUUCAUUUAAAAGUUAUUCUGGGGAAGAACAUCAGCUACAUCAGCUAUUAGUAACACAAUCGGUAAAUUAAACAACACAUAACAGACUAAAUGUUGAAGAUAAAGUGACUUUUUACCUCUCACGGUGUGUGGCGCCAUUUUGCUUUGGCGUUUUCCACGUAUUUCCGACCUACUCGGGCUGCUUGGAUUGGAUCCUACCCCAAUUCCCGAGUCGGAAUCCCGAGUUCAAGGGCCGUUCUAUUGCACUUUUCCGACUCGGAGGUCGGAUCUUUCCGAGUUCUGAGUGCAAUUGAACGCAGCAUAAGUAUUUAGCUUAGUAGCUUGCUAAGCUAACUACUUAGCUAACUUCUUGGCUAAGUAUUUAGCCUAGUAGCUUGCUAAGCUAACUACUUAGCUAACUUCUUGGCUAAGUAUUUAGCCUAGUAGCUUGCUAAGCUAACUACUUAGCUAACUUCUUGGCUAAGUAGUUAGCUGUGUAAACAUACAAAAACCUUUUUUUCUUCAUAAAGUAUGAGAGGCAAAAUGGAAAUUUGGAAUAUUCAAUCAUAAAAUAAGUUGAUAUCAAAAGAGCACAGAAACACACAGCAGCAUUAAAUAACAUGAAGGGAAUGAAUGAGGGUCAUUUUUGACCCAUGUUGCGCAUUAGAAGAGGUUAAUAUGUUGAGCAUCAAAGGGUUAAAUCUGUUAGUUUUCAGUCCUAGCACACAAGUCAUUUAGUCCAUUCAUUCUCAUGGACUCUAUGACGCCUGACGUACUGAAAACUCACACUGGAACAGUUUUUUUCCAACACCAACUGUGCUAUUAAACCCCGACAAACCUAAACGAUCCAGUAUUUUCUGUGUUUGGCUCCGACCGGUCAACUUUAUGGUAUUUUUUUCUUCCUUUUUUCCUCUUUUACAACGUUUCCCUAGAAGUGUCUCUCAACUGUGUAGCUGCCCAGGAGUGCAACGCUGAAAACUUUAUUAUUAGAUAUCGGAUUAGAACUGUUUAGGUGUUUUGGUGGCGGGGAACAAGAGCACCUUUAAUGCUCUGUGGGCAUUUAUCAGAAACCUUUUAUGUGCAGCACAUUUGAUUCUUUAAUAGCAUCACUACUGGCUAAGCAAUGUCACUAAGAAGAGCAUUUAUGCGGCUAAUAACAGUAACAAAGCUGCUGUCGGUUCUGGUGUAGUAUACAGUGUACUCAUCCUUUUGUUAUAAUCAUGUGAUUUGACUGUUUUGUAUCACUUCACUCACUGUAUUGUUAAACUAACACUAUGAAUAUCCUUUUGUUUAUUACCUCUACAGUUAACGCUACCUUAAUCUCCCUACAUUUGCCUAGCUUUUUGUAAUUAAUGCUGAUAGCAUGUAUGUGCAACAUAUACUGAAAAAAAAACUAAGAUUAGAAUCGCAACAGCUAUAUUUUUUGCCUAUUUACAAAAAUGUAUUUGAACUACUAGAUCAGGAGUUAAGUACAUGUUGCUCAUCUGUAUUGUAUUCAGACAUCAAGCUGUGCUUUAAUUCAAGCCAAUGUUGUGACUCUUUAGUUUUAUGGAUAAAAAGCUAUUGUCACUUUUUGAAAAAGCCAAUAAAUUCAAGUAAAACAA